Messenger RNA from Myotis lucifugus (little brown bat), 1408 nucleotides. RefSeq names its product mannose-P-dolichol utilization defect 1 (gene MPDU1). NCBI's taxonomy places the organism in Eukaryota, Metazoa, Chordata, Mammalia, Chiroptera, Vespertilionidae. Gene Ontology annotation, biological process: oligosaccharide biosynthetic process. The transcript is spliced from 7 exons. The record is from RefSeq and is a predicted model, not a curated record. The coding region runs from base 54 to 794 and encodes 246 amino acids.
GCACCGCAGGUCCCUGAGGCUCUGAAGGAACUGGCGGAAGCGACCUUUACAAGAUGGCGGCCGAGGCGGACGGGCUGCUCAAACGGGUGCUGGUGCCGAUUCUUUUACCUGAGAAAUGCUACGACCAAUUUUUCGUCCAGUGGGAUUUGCUUCACGUCCCCUGCCUGAAGAUUCUCCUCAGCAAAGGCCUGGGGCUGGGCAUUGUAGCUGGGUCGCUGCUGGUGAAACUGCCUCAGGUGUUUAAAAUCCUCGGAGCCAAGAGUGCGGAAGGGCUGAGCCUGCAGUCAGUCAUGCUGGAACUAGUGGCAUUGACUGGGACCAUGGUCUACAGCAUUGUCAACAACUUCCCCUUCAGCUCUUGGGGUGAAGCACUAUUCCUGAUGCUCCAGACAGUCACCAUCUGCUUCCUGGUCCUGCACUACAGAGGACAAACUGUGAAAGGUGUGGCUUUCCUAGUGUGUUACGCUCUGGUACUGCUGAUACUGCUUUCACCACUGACGCCCCUGGCCGUGAUCACCAUACUCCAGGCCUCCAAUAUGCCUUCUGUGGUGGUGGGGAAGCUGCUCCAGGCAGCCACCAACUACCGCAAUGGGCACACGGGCCAGCUCUCGGCCAUCACAGUCCUUUUGCUCUUUGGGGGCUCCCUGGCCCGAAUCUUCACCUCCAUUCAGGAAACUGGAGAUCCCCUCAUGGCUGGAACCUUUGUGGUCUCUUCCCUCUGUAACGGCCUUAUUGCUGCCCAGCUUCUCUUCUACUGGAAUGUAAAGGCUCCUCACAAGAAGAAAAAAGAGUAGUAGGGCUGAUCCGGCUACUAGAGUCCAUUCCAUGUUUCUAUUCAUCCACCUAAUCUCAGGGUCUUUCUGAGCCAGCCUACUGGUGUGACUUUUAAUCAUUCCCCAUUUCUCUGCAGAUGCAACUUCUUGAGCCAGCAUUUGUGUUUCCGUGGAAAGGCAUAGAUGGUAGACCCAAUCCUUAGAAAGGAAUUGGGGUAGAGAUUUUCAGGCUGACAUGAUAUUGAUUGUGCACUGUCCUAAUUUAACCAUUUGCUGAACUUCUUUUAGCAAUUUCUAGCUACUUACCUCUCCUGGGCAAAAGUCUUGCCUGCCCUCCCAUCUCCCCACUUUCCUUUUGGCUUUAAGAGGACAAAGCCUGGACAGUGCAAGGGACUAGGGGCUUAUGGCUGCCUCCCUCCCCCAGCCUGGCUGGGACUGUCUCCUGGACCCCAGUGCUGGGUGGGAGGCAGGGGAAGGGGGAUGGAGAAUGACUCAGUCAGGGCCCCAGGGUGGGGUGAGGAGGUUCCUGCUCUGGCAGGUUCAGGCAAAAGGGAGUGGAGAUGAUGCUGGUUCCUGUUGUAGUGAGGGGGAACAGAGAUGGGGCAAUAAAGACGCAGAGACAUGGCUUAAUUGUA